AUGACUUUUGUCGCGUGGUGCUCGUGUUUCGCGUCACGAUCCGUUUGGUUUAGUCUCACCGGGAUGGUAGUGGUGCAACCUAACGUCGAGGUGCGAGUUCGUCUGUUCGGUCGCAACCUUCUGCUCGUACAGACGCUAAUGUUCACGACGAACGAGAACGAAUGCAGCGACGUCGGCCUCGGCCUGUCGAUUCCAAGUCAGGAGUUCAAGCCGCUGGACCCAGACUCGUUGGCGUUCGCCGUGACGUUCGUCGAGGAAAAGGUGUACUACGUCUGCUUUAGCUGGAGCGUGCCCGACUCGACGAUCAACGAGACGAUCCAGGUUGAGGAAUGGGUGCACCAAGGCAACAAGGAGUACCAACGGAUUUCGGUCGAGAGGUUUGUACAGGAAAACUAUAUGCCGUUGCCGUUGCAGAUCAUCUUUCUCUGCUUUCUGCUGGUACUGUCUGGCCUGUUCAGCGGCCUGAACCUCGGCCUGAUGACGUUGAACAAAACCGAGUUGAAAAUCAUCCUGAAAUGUGGCGACAAAAAAGAACGUAAGUUUGCUGAGAAGAUCUAUCCUGUUCGAAAGUCCGGCAACUAUUUGUUGUGCACGUUGUUGAUCGGUAACGUGAUCGUGAACAGCUCCAUAAGCAUUCUGUUCGACGACCUGACGUCUGGCUACAUCGCGCUGCUCGUGUCGUCGUUUGGCAUCGUCAUAUUCGGCGAAAUCGUGCCUCAGGCGGUGUGCAGCCGGUAUGGCCUGGCGGUCGGCGCGUACACUGUGUGGAUAACGAAGUUUUUCAUGGUGCUGACCAGUCCGAUGAGCUGGCCAAUCAGUCGCAUACUGGACAAGGUGCUCGGUGAGGAGGUGUCCGAAGUGUACAACCGCGAUCACCUGCUCGAGUUGAUCCGCUUGUCCAAAGAACAAGAGUCCGACCUGAGAAACUGUCAGGAGGUACAGAUCGUCACUGGUGCUCUGGAACUAAGUCAUAAACGAGUGUGUGACGUGAUGGUGAACAUUCACGACGUGUACACGCUGUCGUCAGACGCCGUGCUCGAUCCGGCGACCGUCAACGAAAUUGUGCGCAUCGGAUACACCCGAAUUCCGGUACACGAGAGUUCAUCGAAAAGCAACAUCAUCGGCAUUCUGAACGUAAAAGAUCUGGCGCUGCUCGAUCCGGAAGACCUGAUACCGUUGAACACGAUCUGCAAGUUCUAUCAUCAUCCGGUUCGGUUCGUGAUGGAAGACACGCCGCUGUCGAUCAUGCUCGAAGAAUUUCGCAAAGGGAACUAUCACAUGGCUAUUGUUCAGCGUAUAAACUCAGAGGGUGACGGCGACCCGGUGUACGAGAACAUCGGUAUGGUCACUCUGGAGGACAUCAUCGAGGAGAUCAUUCAAAUGGAGAUCAUGGACGAGUUCGACGUGAUUCGCGAGAACCGGCGCCGACGAAAAUUGAAAGCCUCCACCAUCACAACCGGUCGCGACCCGGACAACCCGUUCUUCAACCCAGACGAAGAGGCGUGCGCGCUGAGCAGCCAGCUGGCAUUGGCUGCCUUUCAGUACCUGAGCGCAAACUUCGACGCGUUUCGUUUCAGCCUCAUCAGUGAACAGGUACUGCAGCGUCUGAUUCGUCAGAACGUGAGGCGCGUUAAGCCGGAGGAAAAUUAUGACCUGCCCAAGUACCUGUACCAGAAAGGCAAGGAGGCAUGUCACUUCGUGCUGCUGCUCGAGGGCCACGCAUCGAUCACUGUCGGUCAGUCAGACCUGCACAUGUCGUCGAACAUCAACUGCAACCUCGAAACGAUGACCACGUUAAGGAAGCCGACGUUCAUUCCUGAUUUCACGCUCAAGAUCACGCACGAAAUCGCCUAUCUGCGCCUGACGGCCGCCGCGUACCUCACCGCUUACCGGGCUACUCUCAUUGAGCGGGGUGCCGGCUCGCAGCGCCUAACCAUGCCCAGUUCGACGACGGUGUCGAACGUGAACUCCGUUGUGAGUCUGCCAAACGUAAAACUGUUGAAGCCGCCGCGCAUCUCUAAGCCUCCCAACUCCGAGACGUCGAAUGAAGACUGUCGAGGCGAGGGCGACUCAUUCACCGAAUACGUGACUCAGGCUUGCAGGUCAUCACCAAACCUGAGAAAGCCUCCUCUUUCGGUCGUGUGCUUGGAUACAAGCAAAGGACUCGACGAACACAGCGGUGCAAUUUGUUAA
Molecule: messenger RNA, 2193 nt
Organism: Soboliphyme baturini
Lineage: Eukaryota; Metazoa; Nematoda; Enoplea; Dioctophymatida; Soboliphymatidae
Source: the annotation of a GenBank genome assembly